Molecule: messenger RNA, 2703 nt
Organism: Colletotrichum karsti
Lineage: Eukaryota; Fungi; Ascomycota; Sordariomycetes; Glomerellales; Glomerellaceae
Exons: 8
Coding region: 1-2703 (900 amino acids)
Molecular function (GO): hydrolase activity, acting on acid anhydrides, in phosphorus-containing anhydrides; nucleic acid binding; zinc ion binding
Source: RefSeq, a predicted model, not a curated record
AUGCCUCCCAAAAAGCGUGGCAUCGAAGUCGUCGACCUCAUUAGCAGUGAGGCCGAGGGUUCGGCGCCGCCACCUAGCAAGAGGACAGCCGGAAACCGGGCGGUUUCUUUAGGCCAGUCGAACGGGGCUCGGGGCUCCGGACGCCAGCCGUUUAACACCCAGAACUCCGCUAGCUCUAGCUCAUUCGCCGGCGCAUCGUCCCAGGAUGCUUCCUUUUAUGAUCGCGACGACACUGAAUUGAUCGACCUUACACAAGCACCCGAUGGUCCCCAACUUGAGCUUUACGGAAAUCUCGAUACCAAGAUCGUCGGAGUACGGUACUACAACGGCUACGCAUCACAGGGAGAGGUCGUCGUCUGUUUGCGAGAGCCCUCCAACCCAUAUGAUCGCAAUGCCAUUCGCGUUUGCAACGUCAUGGGCGAUCAGAUCGGACACAUCCCACGCAAAGUUGCCGAGAAGCUGGCCCCUUACGUGGACAAUGAGGACAUCGCAUUGGAAGGGACCCUGACAGGAGAGAAGGGCCAGUUCGACUGUCCCGUUCGGCUGCACAUAUUCGGACCCUCCAACAAAGAGGAAAGGCUGCAGCUGGAGGACAGGCUGAAGAAGGACAAACUGUUGAAGGCCACGGAGCUUAAGAAGACGAAAGCCGAAGCCGAAGCCCAGAGAAAGAUGCUGGGCAUCAAGAAUGCCCACUCGACAGUCGGUCUAAGCGGCCCUGCGGCUCCGCCCGAGCCGGAGGUAUCUCUCGAACAGCUGACGCAAGCCAGUCAAGCUAUGCAGGCCCAGAGUCGUGGAGAUGCUGUUAAGUCUCUUGUCAUUGACGAGGAAACACUGGCUGCCAUGCCGAUGGCUGAGCAGCCGGCCGUACUUGAAGCUCAACUUUUGCCUUAUCAACUUCAGGGCUUAGCAUGGAUGGCGUCCAAAGAAAACCCUCAGCCACCGCCGAAGGGUUCCGAAGAGAGUGUCCAGCUUUGGAAAUGGAUGCCAAACAAACGCGAGAUGUGCAACGUCGCGACCAACUUCCGAGUGUCAGGCCAACCGAAGCUUCUUUCCGGCGGUAUUCUUGCUGAUGACAUGGGUCUUGGUAAAACUCUCCAAAUCAUCAGUCUAAUCAUGACCGGUGGUCCUGGAACGACUCUCAUCGUGGCUCCACUCAGUGUCAUGAGCAAUUGGGAACAACAAAUGCGCAGACAUGUCAAGAAGGAACACCUUCCGGGAAUCUACACAUAUCAUGGAGCCAACAGAGCGAGCAAGAGUGAGUUGGCAAACUAUCAGGUCGUUAUCACCAGUUAUGGCACACUUGGUACCGAGGGUGCCAAGGACAACUCACCCCUCAGAACCAUGGAUUGGAGGCGAGUUGUGCUCGACGAAGGACACACCAUCAGGAACGCGAAAACGAAGGCCGCCGUUGCGGCGACCAAACUCAAAGCCAAGUCCCGCUGGGUGCUAACGGGAACUCCCAUUAUCAACAACAUCAAGGAUUUCCAGUCAUUGCUGCAAUUCCUUUCGAUUACCGGAGGUGUUGAGCAACCCGCAAUCUUCAACACCGUCAUUGCCCGGCCCCUUGCUCUGGGCAAUCAGAGAGCCGAGACACUCUUGCAGCUGCUCAUGCGAGAUCUUUGUCUGCGACGCAAGAAAGACAUGAAGUUCGUCGACUUGAAACUACCGCCGAAGACUGAAUAUGUACAUCGCAUUCAAUUCAGACCUCACGAGAAGAACAAAUAUGAGGCCUUGCUGAACGAAGCCAAAGGUGCCCUUGAGCAGUUCCGGCAGAGCAACAGCGCAGGACAGGGUGGAUUCCAAAGCGUUUUGGAGCGUCUUCUUCGACUGCGACAAGUGUGCAAUCAUUGGACGCUGUGUCGUCAAAGAAUUGACGACCUGCUCAAGGUCCUGGAGGGUCAGGCUGUCGUUGCUCUGAACCCCGAAAAUGUCAAGAUCCUGCAAGAGGCUCUGCAGCUCUACAUCGAGACACAGGAAGACUGUGCUGUCUGUCUCGACACCUUGAAUCAGCCGGUCAUUACCCACUGCAAGCACGUCUUCUGCCGUGGCUGCAUCUCCAAGGUCAUCCAGACGCAGCACAAGUGCCCAAUGUGUCGCAACCAACUUGAGGAGGAGUCUCUCCUUGAACCGGCUCCUGAAGCUGGCGAGGAAGUGAACGAUGGCUUUGACGCCGACGCCAAGAGUUCCAAGACCGAAGCUCUCAUCAAAAUCGUUCAAGCGACCACCAAGGACCCCAAGUCCAAGAUUGUCAUAUUCUCGCAGUGGACGUCUUUCCUCAACAUCAUCCAGAACCAGGUCGCAGAGGCAGGAAUCAAGUACUGCCGCCUCGAUGGUUCUAUGUCGGCAGGCAAGCGAGAUGCGGCCAUCGAAGCCCUUGACCAUGAUCCUGAUACUCGCGUCAUGCUAGCCAGUUUACAAGUUUGCAGCGUCGGUCUGAACCUCGUGUCGGCGGAUACGGUCAUCCUCGCCGACAGUUGGUGGGCGCCGGCUAUCGAGGAUCAAGCCGUUGACCGCGUGCACCGGUUGGGUCAGAAGCGGCCCACGACCGUGUGGCGACUCGUAAUGGAAGGCACCGUUGAGGAGCGUGUGCUGGACAUUCAGCACGAAAAGCGAACGCUCGUGGGUAAGGCAUUCCAGGAGAAGAACAAGGGAAAGAAGAGCCAGGUUACCCGCAUGGCAGAUAUUCAAAAAUUGCUUGGUUGA